AUUUUUCAAACGUAGACCAGGCGCCUGGUUUAUUUUCUUUCAGGAUGGUUUAAAUUUGAGAAACUAUCUGGGAAUUGAGUCGCGUGUGAAGGUGGCAGGAUGGUGGUCAAUAGACCCCUGAAGAUGAAGGGCACUCCUGCCCAUUCGUAUGUGAACAUGCUGUCCGCAAUUACUUUGGGUGUGUGCACCCUGUUCGGAGCUGCAGCCGUAUAUAUACCGCGAGAGAGAAUGCGUCCGAGGUUUAGAAAAAUGGAGGAAUUUUUCCAAGGAAUCGCCGAGGAAAGCAGAUUCAUCAAUCCAGAGGGAUACAGCGCAUGGGCUGGUUCAGACAUGGGCAGAAUGGUCGUACGCUCAAGCGCUGAACUCAAGAAACAAAGGGAAGACAUUGAAGACUUUUCGAUGUUCGUCACCGACUCGAAACUCUAAGCGCUGUGAGAUGAGUUUAAAAAAAAAAGUAAUUAUAAUAAGUAGGGUGAUUUCCUUGUAAGAAAAUAUAUACUGUGCUUAUGAAAAAAUAUUAA
Molecule: messenger RNA, 521 nt
Organism: Notodromas monacha
Lineage: Eukaryota; Metazoa; Arthropoda; Ostracoda; Podocopida; Cyprididae
Source: the annotation of a GenBank genome assembly